This is a messenger RNA of Bathycoccus prasinos, 843 nucleotides long. RefSeq lists its product with no specific name. The transcript has a single exon. NCBI's taxonomy places the organism in Eukaryota, Viridiplantae, Chlorophyta, Mamiellophyceae, Mamiellales, Bathycoccaceae. The coding region runs from base 1 to 843 and encodes 280 amino acids. The record is from RefSeq and is a predicted model, not a curated record. Gene Ontology annotation, biological process: NADH dehydrogenase complex assembly.
AUGUCGCGCGCGAUUUCCACCACAUCGUUUGCGUCUAAACCAACAUCAUUGAGGCGAACCAUGUCGUCGUCGUCGUCAUCUCGACGCGCAGCGCGCGGUAAACAUCAAAUCAAAGCUGGUAUUUUCGAAGACGUGUUGGAUUCGUUGUUACCGAAACCAAUGUCCGAUGCGCGGAAACAGAUGGAAUAUUUCGACGGCCCUGGGGGAAUGCUGGCGAAAAUCAACCCGCUCGCGAAGAAACCGACAAUGAAAGCUCCGGAAGUGAUGAGCACAUCCUCCGCGCAAGUUUUGUUUGAUUUUGCGAGCAUGAGUCAACAGACUUUUGAAAGUGAGUUCGGUGCUUUGAAUGACAACGUCAUGGGAGGGCGUUCGGAUGCGACGGCCAUUCUCGAGAAUGGAAAAUUUGCGGUGUUGAAAGGGAUGACGGAAGACCAGUUUGGUGGUUUUGCGUCUAUGAAGAGCAGAGAUUUCGAUAAGGCGAUUAAUCUGAAAGAAUUUGACGGCAUUUCGGUGAGAUGCAAAGGCGACGGGCAGCGAUACAAGUUGAUUUUAUACGACACGGACGACUCGUUCAACGUGGCGUUUCAUCAGACGUUUGAGUGUCCAAAAGGUGGCGGCAAGUUUGAAGACGUGAAGUUGUACUUUAAAGACUUCAAGCCAGUGCAGAGGGGGAGGUUAGUGAAGGAGAACGAGAGCGAGUAUCGUUUGUGCGACGGGUCGAAAGUCAUGGCGGUGCAGUUGAUGUUGAGCAAGUUUUCGUACGGCAUGGACGAUAAAAACACUAAUUACAAACCAGGGACGUUUGAUAUUGAAGUCGAACGCAUGGAAGCGUUUAAGGAUUAA